This is a messenger RNA of Lathyrus sativus (Indian pea), 654 nucleotides long. Lineage: Eukaryota; Viridiplantae; Streptophyta; Magnoliopsida; Fabales; Fabaceae. The record is from the annotation of a GenBank genome assembly.
AUGAGUCGGAGAGGAGAUGAAGAAUACGAUUAUCUGUUCAAAGUUGUACUCAUCGGCGAUUCCGGCGUCGGUAAAUCCAAUCUACUUUCCCGAUUCACUCGCAAUGAGUUUUGUCUCGAAUCCAAAUCCACCAUCGGCGUCGAAUUCGCCACACGCACACUUCAGGUUGAGGGAAGAACCGUGAAAUCUCAGAUAUGGGAUACUGCCGGACAGGAACGUUACAGGGCCAUUACCAGUGCCUACUAUCGCGGUGCACUCGGAGCUCUUCUCGUCUAUGAUGUCACCAAACCUACUACUUUUGACAAUGUCACCAGAUGGCUGAAGGAACUUCGGGAUCAUGCUGAUGCUAACAUUGUUAUCAUGUUGAUCGGCAAUAAAACCGAUCUCAAGCAUCUCCGUGCUGUUAACACAGAAGAUGCUCAGAGUUAUGCUGAGAGGGAAGGUCUUUCUUUUAUCGAGACGUCUGCGCUUGAAGCCACCAAUGUCGAGAAGGCUUUCCAGACGAUUCUCGGGGAGAUAUACCGUAUAAUCAGCAAGAAGUCGCUGUCAUCUUCCAAUGAUUCCGCCGGAGGUUCCAAUAUUAAAGAAGGUAAGACCAUUACCAUUGAAGGAUCCGAAAACGCCGGUACAAACAAACCCUGUUGUACAUCUUGA